Gossypium raimondii (Peruvian cotton) is the source of this 819-nucleotide messenger RNA. RefSeq names its product AP-2 complex subunit sigma. The transcript has 6 exons. Lineage: Eukaryota; Viridiplantae; Streptophyta; Magnoliopsida; Malvales; Malvaceae. Gene Ontology annotation, cellular component: intracellular membrane-bounded organelle; AP-2 adaptor complex. The record is from RefSeq and is a predicted model, not a curated record. Bases 165 to 593 code for a protein of 142 amino acids. Gene Ontology annotation, molecular function: clathrin-cargo adaptor activity. Gene Ontology annotation, biological process: protein transport; clathrin-dependent endocytosis.
UAGUACACGCUAGUGUCUUCUUGUCAUCUUGUAAACUUUCAAAUCCUUCUGAGUAUUCAGCCAUCUGUGAAAAGAGACUCUGAAAAUUAUAACUUUUUGGUACCUAAAGGCUCGAUUUUUUUCUAUUUUUGCCAAUUAAACCCUAAAAUUCUUUGGUUCCGACAAUGAUCCGAUUCGUUUUGUUGCAAAACAGGCAAGGCAAGACUCGUUUAGCCAAAUACUAUGUUCCCCUCGAAGAUUCUGAGAAACACAAGGUCGAAUACGAGGUUCAUCGAUUGGUGGUUAAUAGAGAUCCAAAAUUUACCAAUUUCGUUGAGUUUCGUACGCAUAAGGUAAUUUACAGGCGGUAUGCCGGAUUGUUCUUCUCCUUGUGUGUUGACAUAACCGAUAACGAGUUGGCAUACUUGGAAUGCAUCCAUUUAUUUGUGGAGAUAUUGGAUCAUUUCUUCAGCAAUGUUUGUGAGCUUGACUUGGUUUUCAAUUUUCACAAGGUCUAUCUGAUACUCGAUGAAUUCAUUCUUGCUGGAGAGCUUCAAGAAACAAGCAAAAAGGCUAUAAUAGAGAGAAUGGGAGAGCUGGAGAAGCUAGAGUAAAGAUGAUUCUGCAUGAAACAGAGAUUAGUGCAAUUUGUGUUGAAUUUUCUCCAUUUGUUGCUUUUCUUUUUCUGUGUGUGAUAUUAUUAAUUUGUGUGCAAUUUGAAAACUGAAUACAUGGUGUCCCUUUACUCCUGUUUUCCUUUGCUACAAUAUUGACUACCAAAAAUAGAGCUGUGGGACAGUUUUUUUAAGGAUUGUUGAUAUAUAUUUGAAGUUAAAAGUA